This is a messenger RNA of Drosophila yakuba, 1892 nucleotides long. RefSeq names its product calmodulin. Gene Ontology annotation, cellular component: myosin II complex; cytoplasm. Bases 891 to 1583 code for a protein of 230 amino acids. Gene Ontology annotation, biological process: locomotion; post-embryonic development. Gene Ontology annotation, molecular function: myosin heavy chain binding; calcium ion binding. The record is from RefSeq and is a predicted model, not a curated record. Lineage: Eukaryota; Metazoa; Arthropoda; Insecta; Diptera; Drosophilidae. The transcript has 5 exons.
GAUCUCAAAUCGGCGGACAGCUGCCAGAGACAGGCAUCAAAAUUGAAUCCGUCGAUGGAUAAGGCUGGCGUCCGUCGCGGAAAUGCCGUGGCCAAAUGUGGAAUGGGCCAGGAGAUGGUAGCGAGAAGCCAAAUCCCCAACGCAGCGGCUAUGUAAUUAAAAUACCUUGCGAAGGCCAUGUGGGCGGUCCGUUUUGGUGGAACCGUGGCCGCCGGCACGCCUGGUUAUUUAUAUAAAUCCCGCAAAUUUGUGUCAAUUUAUGCAAAAUCGUAUGCAUCCACAUUUGCGCCAUAAAAAUAACGCACACAAUAUUUCGGAAUCGAUUUGUCAAUAAAAUUGGAGAGCACUGGCCAAGCACAUUUCAGUGGAUCUUGCCGAGUGGCCGAGUGCUCCGCCAAACGUAUGCGUAAUAUUUAAGUUGCAUCCGUCGCUGGGAAAACGCGUCCGAAUCGCUGGGAUAUCGCGAGCAAUACGAGUGUCCUAGUCGGUGGUUGACAGUGUUCCGUAUUUGAAGUCGCUUGAAAAACGCGUUCGAGCCGUCGCUAAAUCGAUUUUGAAAACGUACUUAAAUCGCCAACAAGAAGUGGUUUAAAUUCAGAGAAAAAAAACACCAGAAAAAUGAAUACACUGGAUAUUCUGAUCCUGAUCCUGAAAUAAUUUGGAUGUCUUCUACAAAAUUCGAAAAAAAUUUGUUACAAAAAAUAUUAUAUUGUUGUAAUACUUUUGAUGCCGCUUUAAAAUCUUAAGAUAUGAAUAUGUUAUUUUCUCUGAGUUAAUGUCACAAAUAUAGCGCAUUGGAAAUAUUUUAAUAUUUUCAAAUAAAGUUUUUUAACCUACAAAAGUAGUUCGUGAUUGAUUGAAAAAGUUGAUAGUGCAAGUACUCCUUCAACAUGUCAAUGGAUCCAUCGGUUUCCCUAGAGGAUCUGGAGAGACGUCGUCGUCGCGCCAGUUCCGCCCGCAAGCCAUCACAUACUCCCCAGCCUCCAUCUCACCUGGCGGAUUCGGAGGCCAUGGCCGUGAUCAAUGAGAUAUUCAAUCCCACGCUGAAGCUGCCGGAGUCCAGUGGCCACUACACGCUGCCCGAGGAGAUGAGGGCCGAUGAUCAUGUGGCGCCCCAUGAACUGGACAUUGCCAAGCUGGCGGAGCUGAAGGAAGUCUUCUCGCUCUUCGAUACGGACUGUGAUGGACUGAUCUCGAAGGACGAUCUACGGUUCACCUAUACGGCCCUGGGAAACGACCCCAACGAGCAGCUACUGGAACAGAUGAUGCAGGAGGCCAAGGAGCCGCUCGACUACGAAGCCUUCGUCCGGCUGAUGAGUCGUCGCACCCAGGAACUGGAUCCCGAGGAUGUGCUACUGGAGGCCUGGAGCAAAUGGGAUGACCAUGGAACGGGCAAAAUCGAUGAACGCAAAAUCUAUGAAGAGCUGACCAACUAUGGCGACAAAAUGACCCUCAACGAGGCCAAGGAGGCUCUAAGCCACGCCCCGAUGGCCAAGCCCAAGUCCUUGGAGGAGCCGCCCAUGAUUGAUUAUCCGGCCUUCUGUCGCAUGCUCAGCGGAAUGCGCAAGCGAAAAGGGGAAUAACAUACUAUUCAAAUCCAUCUUUCAGAAAUCCUUCAGAUUUAAUGUAUUUUUCCAGGCCACCAACUAAUAUCUCCUUGAUAUUUGAUUUUCUCAUAAGAUAUCAUUACCCUGUGUUAUUUAUUUUAUUUGUGGGACUUUAUUAUGUGUUAAUUAUGGUUUAAUAAGCCAUUAAAUAUUCGUUUAAUCGGGACAUAUUUUUGAAAUUUACUUAAAGUCCUGAAGCAGCUGUGCCGAUUUGACAAUCGUAUUAGCCUUAACGCCAACUUUUGUUCGACUUUUUAUCAAAAUAAAUCGUGAAGAACCAGCGAA